AUGGCCGAGAUACGAGCAAACUACGAGCGUUUGCCGACGUUUAGACUAGACUAUGAUAGCGAAAAUUUGGAGGAUGAUUUCAAAGAUAAACCAGUCCAGCACCGCCACCACCUCUCUUUGCUGGUCCGAAAGUCGCGCCGCUUAACCUCGCGUCUCUGCCGGCCACACUCGCUUCUGGCUCUAUUGUUAGGACUAUUGGGUUUGCAGUUACUCUGGAACGGCUCGUACGGGGAAAAUAGUGCGCCAAAGUUUCAGGUCAAUAAACAAGAGAAAGUCUUCAUCGCAGCAAAUAUUAUUGAUGGAGAUUUGAUUGAAAGUGCAUGGGGCCCCAGACUGCUCUCUUUGAUAGACCUGAUUGGAAGUGAGCGAACUUUUGUCAGUAUAUAUGGCGGACCAUCGCUAGAGCUGCUCCAACUUAAAGAGAAGUUGAAAUGCAAUCACAAGGUCGUAGUCGAAGACACUGAGCCCGUGAAGCUCGACAAACUGCCCAAAAUAAUGCUGCCCGAUGGGCUACAGAGGAUUAAAAGAAUCGCCUUCCUCGCAGAAGUUCGAAACAAAGUCUUGGAGCCUCUUGUCUACCUGGAGACGCAAGGCAUUGUGUUUGGCAAGGUCCUGUUCAUCAACGAUGUCUACUUUGAGCCAACGGAGGUCCUCCGACUUAUUUGGGGUACAAACGUAGAUAAACACGGGAAUGCAGCGUAUAAGGCUGCAUGCGCUGCUGAUUUUUCGACGAGUUGGAAGUACUACGACACCUUUGCCACGCGGGACGCAGAGGGCUACAGUCUGGGUGUGCCCAUUUAUCCCUGGUUCUCGUCUGAGGGAGAGGCUGUGAGUCGGAAUGAUGUCCUCGCCAGUCGAGAUGCAGUCCGUGUCAAGAGUUGCUGGGGGGGUAUGGUUAGUUUUGAUGCCCGCUACUUUACCCCGAACACGCCAUCAUUAUCUGAUCAUGAAAGACUCAACACAAGCAUACAAGCUAGUAAAGACGAAGCCCAAGUCCAGCUUCCAUUACGUUUUCGCUCCGAGCCCGAGCCGUUUUGGGAUUCUAGCGAGUGUUGUCUCAUACAUGCCGAUAUAUCUGCAUUACCCGAACUCUAUCGGCCUGGCGACGAGGCGAGGGAGUAUGAUUCUGGAAUCUACAUGAACCCGUAUGUACGUACGGCCUACUCGGAAAGUGCCUUUAACUGGAUUCCGUUUGCGAAACGAUACGAGCGAUUGCUAGCACCCUUGCAGCAUCUCAUCAACCGCUUGGCAAAAAUGCCUCGCCCCAAUUACCGGCGCACAGAGGUGGCCGGGCAGCUGGUCGAUGACCAGAGGUGGAUCAGUUAUAGUGUCUCUCCGAAUCUGACUUUACCGCUCGCGCCGCACCACCAAGAUGUGUCCGAAAAUGUGUGGCGUCAGCGCGGCUUCUAUGAGAAUGUGAAGCGAGUUGCUCGGCGUGGAGGUUAUUGUGGUGUACGCCAGCUACUCGUUUUGAAGGAGGAUCAAUUUUCCGAAGAAAAUAAUGGCAAGGGUGGUGAGAAUUGGGAUAACUUGCUCGCGAGCGUGCCACCCCUAAAUCUUUGA
Molecule: messenger RNA, 1563 nt
Organism: Blumeria graminis f. sp. triticale
Lineage: Eukaryota; Fungi; Ascomycota; Leotiomycetes; Helotiales; Erysiphaceae
Source: the annotation of a GenBank genome assembly